UGCAGAUGGAGUUCAGGGGUCAUCAUGUACACACUGCUUGCAGGCUCUCCGCCCUUCUGGCACAGGAAGCAGAUGCUGAUGCUGCGUAUGAUUUUAUCAGGGAUCUACGACUUCUCUUUACCAGAGUGGGAAGACCGCUCAGACACUGUGAAAGAUUUGAUCUCUCGGAUGCUGGUGGUGGACCCAAAGCUACGAUACACAGCUACAGACGUCCUCAACCACUCGUUCUUCUCACAGUAUGUGGUGAAUGAAGUGCGACAGUUCACUCCAUACAGGCGGUUCAAGGUGAGACGUUAAAG
Molecule: messenger RNA, 299 nt
Organism: Notothenia coriiceps (black rockcod)
Lineage: Eukaryota; Metazoa; Chordata; Actinopteri; Perciformes; Nototheniidae
Product: phosphorylase b kinase gamma catalytic chain, skeletal muscle/heart isoform-like
Exons: 2
Coding region: 25-297 (90 amino acids)
Biological process (GO): protein phosphorylation
Molecular function (GO): ATP binding; protein kinase activity
Source: RefSeq, a predicted model, not a curated record